AUGCAAAAUCCUCCCCUCUACAAUUUCACACCUAAAAAUUCAUUUUCCAACAAUAUGAUGAGGAAGAGCAGCAAAAUUCUCGGAAUUAAUUUAUUAAAUUUUGUAUUUAUUGUGCUGGUAGCAUUUGUGAUGAGCACGAAUAAGUUGAGAGUUAAUGGUUCUCCAACACAGCAGGAAUAUACUUCAUCACCUGUAGAAUUGGUUCACGCUUUUAAUUUUGUUAAUUUUAAUUUUACAUCAGAAGAACAACGUCAAGAAUAUAUGAAAGAUGAAAUUUACAAGCUUGUUGCUUUGGCAGGUGUCAAAGUUGAUGCUAAUGGAGAUAUUUACGUGUCAAUGCCUCGUUGGAAAUCACCAAAGAUCCCAGCAACAUUGGCAAAGAUUGUAAAGGGAGAAAAUGGUCAACCAAUUCUUGAACCAUUUCCAAGUUGGGAAUGGAAUAAUGUCAAUAACGCAACCUUUGGUCUUCAAAGUGUUUUAGGAUUUGAAAUUGAUGGUCAACAAAGAAUGUGGAUCUUGGAUCAAGGAAAAGUUGCUGGAAAAGCUGCUGAAAAGGAAAGUAUUAAAUUGGUUGUGUGGGAUUUGGAAAAGAAUGAACUCAUUGCUAAAUAUCAUUUCACACCAGAGGAAGCAUCACCAACCAACUCAUUCUUGAAUGAUAUUGUCGUUGAUUCUGACCAAAAUAUUGCCUUUAUUAGUGACAGUGGUAUUCCAAUUGAUAAUCCAAAUAAGGAUCCAACCAUUCGUCCACAACCUGGUAUUUUAGUUAUUGAUAUUGAUGAUUUGAAAGUUAAGAGAUGGUUUGAUGGAUUGCCUCAAGUUCAAGUUGACCAAAGCGCAUGGCUUGAUGUUAAUGGUAAGAAAUGUCUCCAAAAUGAACCAAUGAAAACUGGUGUCGAUGGCAUUGCUCUCAGUUGUGAUUACAAUAGAUUGUAUUGGACUCCAUUGACCUCUAGAACUUUGUAUGGUAUUGAUGCCAACUUGUUAUUGAUGUAUCCACCAAACACAACCUUGGUUCACGAUAAGAUUGUCAAUUAUGGUGACAAGAUUUCAUCUAGUGAUGGUUUUGCUAUUUCUUCUGAUUCCACAUUUUAUAUUACUGCUAUUGAAAAUAACACAAUUUAUGAAGUGAGUGAGGAAGGUCUUGCUGAUGUUUUAGAAGGAAAGACCAAAAUCUCUGAUUUCAAAUUGAGAGAAUACAUGGUUGACUCUUUGAAGAAUAUCACCAUUACUCACCAAAAUGAACUUGUCUGGCCUGAUACUAUUGGUAUUUCCAAUGAUGGAUACAUGUACUUUGUUACAAACAAUUUGUGUGACUAUGUUCAAGGAUUUAUCACUGAUUUCGACAAGCCAAACUUUUUCAUUCAUAGAAAGUUUAUUGGAGCUUCAUCUUAUGUGAAUGGAUGUGAACAAGCUCACUUGGAAUUGGGAGCUAAGGAAUGGGCAACUAUCGGUACCUUGUUAGGUCUUUGGAUUCUUGGAUUGGUUAUUAUUGUAGUUUCUGUUACCAUUGUCAAUAGAAGAAAAAAGGCUAAAGAAACCUAUACAACAUUGCAAUAAACUUAGAGAGAUUUAACUUCUGGAAUUCUUUCA
Messenger RNA from Naegleria gruberi, 1593 nucleotides. Its product is annotated as gluconolactonase. The transcript is spliced from 2 exons. NCBI's taxonomy places the organism in Eukaryota, Heterolobosea, Eutetramitea, Acrasida, Naegleriidae. The record is from RefSeq and is a predicted model, not a curated record. The coding region runs from base 1 to 1560 and encodes 519 amino acids.